Messenger RNA from Penicilliopsis zonata CBS 506.65, 2973 nucleotides. RefSeq lists its product as hypothetical. The transcript is spliced from 4 exons. The coding region runs from base 1 to 2577 and encodes 858 amino acids. NCBI's taxonomy places the organism in Eukaryota, Fungi, Ascomycota, Eurotiomycetes, Eurotiales, Aspergillaceae. The record is from RefSeq and is a predicted model, not a curated record.
AUGGCAUUCUCAAAUAUUUCCACCCCUCCCUUGCUCUUUGCCCUGCUCGUCGUGAGCGGUCUGGCUUCCAAAACAUUGCACAUCUUUCAGCAUCUCGAGUCUUUACCACUGCUCUAUCUUGUCAUCUACCUGCCCACGCUCUACCUGCCAGAUGUGUUGGUUAUCUGUCUGGGACGGGUCUUGCUGUUGUGGCCGGAGAGGCGCUGGCAAUGGCUUGUUUGUGCCGCUGGGGCAGUACUCGCGGUUUCCAGUCUCCUCACAUGGGGUGCCUCCGCCAUCGUGUUCGGGUUCUUCCUCCAGACAGGCGCCGAAGUCGAAUGGACCGCCACCGACAGCUUCGUCCGCGACCCUGCCGCCAUGAAAUUGCUUAUGAGUGGCAUCUCGACCGUCUGUGCCGCCGCAACAGUGCUGCUGCUCGUCGCCUGGCUCAUUGCGCCACGGCUAUACUCGCUCACGGGCUCGUGGAUGGACACACUCGGGGGAAUCUGCCGCUUGGGCGUCAAGGAAUCCUACACACUGCUGCCAGGCAAUGCCACGAAGGCUAGACGCUGGCGGUGCUCGCUGAAAUGGCUGAUUCCCGUGUCCGUCAUGACGGUGUCGUUGACCUUCCUGGAGUGUACGCGGCCGGCGGUCCCCUGGGACCAUCUGUCACGUGCUCUCCCGUGGACGCUGCUGGACGCCUUCCACACUCCGUCGACGGAACACUGUCGCCCGCCUCGGAUUCCCUUCCCCUUGGACACAGACAAGGACGGGAAAGGCCAUCAUGGCCAUCACGGGCAUCAUCCGCAUCACUGGGUGCCUGACUUCCGACCUGCGACGACCGACGAAGGCCCUCUCCAGCGCCCUGUCUGGCUGCCAGACCCUUCUCCGCCGGGGUUUCACCGCUGGGAUCAACAGCAUGGCGCCGACUUUGGAUACCAGCCGCGGUGUCCCGGGAACGACCAGGUCUACCGCCCGUACAACGCCCUGACCGAUCCGCUGAAAGUGUCGAAUCUCGGUGAAGACCUACUCGAGCCCCUCCAGCAGGUCUUGAACCGGUCCGAGGUCAGCAUUCAGCACGUCGUGAUCCUCACGAUGGAGAGCGGCCGCAAGGAGCUGUUUCCCAUGCAGUCUGGAACGCCACUUUACGAUGCUUUGUUGGAAUCCUACCGUCCUGCAGACCGCGACAUGGCUAUCGACCAGCUGUCGCGCAUGACGCCUGUCGCGCAGAUGGUCACGGGGGAGUACGCAGUGGACAGCCACGGCCAGCGGAAUGUGUUCAACGAUUCGUCGACGGUCUGGCAAGAUACGGCGGAAGAGGGGAUGGGCGGGAUCAACGUCAAGGGCGCCCUGACGGGCAGCACGCUGACCUUCAAAAGCCUGCUGAGCAGCCACUGCGGCGUGAGUCCGCUGCCAGUAGAUCUGUUGGAAGAGGUCAACCACCAGAUCUACCAGCCGUGUCUGCCGCAGAUCUUUGACCUAUUCAAUUCUUUCAAGGGGGAGACAGACCGGAUGACAGGGUUUCAAGCCCAAAAGUGGGAGUCUGUCUUUGUCCAGGCCGUCACUGACACUUAUGACCGCCAGCAUCGACUCAACGAGAUGAUGGGCUUCCGGCAUGUGGUGACCAAGGAGACCAUGAGGAACAAAAAGGCCAAAUACUUUCCUCCCAAGACGGAAGAAAUCAACUACUUUGGGUACGCCGAAAACGAAACAUGGCCGUAUUUAGCGGAUAUCAUCCACGGCGCCGUCGAGAAGAAGAAUCGACUCUUCCUCUCGCACAUCACAAGCUCGACACACCACCCCUGGCAUACACCCGAGGAUUUCCCUCAGAAGCAGUAUACAGGCCCCCGCGGCAAGCACAACUACAUGAACGAUUACCUCAACACGAUCGCGUAUGCGGACGAGUGGCUGGGAAGAGUGUUGCUCUUGCUCGACGAAGCAGGCAUCGCGAAUGAGACUUUGGUAGUCAUCGUAGGCGACCAUGGUCAAGCAUUCAGUGAAGACAGUAAAAUGACAGGGACGUUCGAAAACCCACACAUCAGCAACUUUCGCGUCCCGCUGGUCUUCCGGCACCCUCAUCUCCCCGCCUUGACUGUUUCGGCGAAUGUCACCUCCCUGUCCAUCGUCCCAACUAUCCUCGAUUUAUUAGUGGAAAGUGGCUCGCUGGACGCAAGAGAUAGAAGCGUGGCGUCCGGUUUGGUAAACGAGUAUCAAGGGCAAUCGCUUCUCCGCCCCUACCAGACAGAAAGAAAGAAUACGAAGCAUAGUAAGGGUAAAGGUAAAGAUAAAGAUGAUAAUGAGGUUUCUUUGUGGAAUUUCGGUCUCAUCAACGCCGGCGGGGCCAUGAUCUCCGUGACAGCCUCGAACAGCGCGUACAGGGUUAUCCUCCCCCUGUCGUCGAAAUUCGAGUACUCCUUCUCCAACCUUGAAACAGACCCUGGCGAGAAACAUCCAUUACACGACUGGACGGCAGACGGACUACUCGCCUCUGUGGCUAGUAAGUACGGCGACGGGGCCGCGGAAUGGGCUAUCGAUGCCAUACGGGUGGGUGGGUGGUGGGCCCAUGAGCAGAAACGGAUAUGGGAUUAUAGAGGGUAGCGAUGUAGCGUACAUAAAUUCUUUUUAUUACUAAACUGAUAGAUAGUUAAGUAGGAACUGGUAGGCUCUACAAAGUAAGAGCAUCUUCAUCAUCCAACCCCCGAAACUGAACCAUAAAGCCACACCCACCGACAAAAGCCAGGACUGCGAAAACCGAGUAAUUCCAGACCAGCAGCGGAUCACCCGACAGUCGAUUGAGGGCCUCCCCAAGAGCAGCGGAGAUGGCGUUUGUGAACAAGGCUAGAGCCUGGAUCAGCGAGCGCAGACCGGGGGGGGCCUUGGAGUAAGCGUAUUCCAUGGAGGUGAUGGAGGCGAAGAUCUCAGACAAGGCGAUGAGCACGUAGCAGCCUGUCUGUGCCCAGACGGAGAUUGGGGACGGACGCACGCUUCCAUCAU